Messenger RNA from Helianthus annuus (common sunflower), 2337 nucleotides. RefSeq names its product glutamic acid-rich protein-like. The record is from RefSeq and is a predicted model, not a curated record. The coding region runs from base 1 to 2337 and encodes 778 amino acids. Lineage: Eukaryota; Viridiplantae; Streptophyta; Magnoliopsida; Asterales; Asteraceae. The transcript has 2 exons.
AUGGUUAAGGGAUGCAUGUUGAGAAUGGGAUAUGCUGGUGACUUAAACAGUGCAAGUUAUUUGAAGUCAAAAUUCACAAAGCCAUACAAGUUUCUUAUUCAUGCUGUGUUGAUAACAAUGAGUCACCAGAAAGGAGGAUUUGAUAUAAUGCCUGACUAUUUGAUGAACAUGGUUGUAGCUCUUGUAUUGAACAAAAAAUAUAACUUCACUCAUCUUGUUUUCCACUAUAUGGUUGAUGAAAUAGUUUCGGACAGGAAGACUUGGUUAUAUCCAAGAUUUGUGCAGAUGAUAUUGGAUCAUGCAUAUCCUAACUUGAAUAGAGAUGUGAAAAAUGAUCUGUUGGAACAAAAGAAGAAGACCAGGAAAGCCACUCCUACUGUUAAACAAGUUAAAGAAUCUUCUUCACAUCCAAAGAAAAAACAAAAGAAAGCUUCUCAAACAUCCUUGAUCGAUGAGCCUGAAGAAGAUGAUCCAGCUGUGGUAACUGCUGAGAAAGAACAAGUGACAGCUACAACUGAUGAUCCAUUUAAUGUUGAUGUGUUAUUUGAUACAGAUGUUUUGGAAACAGGGCCAGAAGUUGUUGCUAAUGUUGAACAAGUUGUAAAUGUUGAAGCCCAGAAAGAGAAAGAAAAAGUUGCUGAUGAUAUUGAAGGUGACGAUGUAGAUAAAAGUACAACAAGUUCAUCAAGUUCUUCAGAUGAUGGUAUUGAUGAAAUUGAAAGUCGGAAAAGAAUCCAAGCAGAGAUAGAAAAAGAGAAGCUGUUAAGAAAAAGAAAGAGACAGGAGAAAGAUGAUGAUGAUGUCUAUGUGCCCUCUCCAGAGCAUGUCUCAGGAUCACAAUCUUCUCCAAAAGCUAGAAAGAAAGCGGGAGGUCGCAAGAAAUUAGUUUCUCCAAAAAUACGCAAAGUCAAUCCAAAGAAAUCUCCAAAGAUCGUGCUAAAGAAGAAACCAUCAAAAGAAAGUAAAAAGCCUCCCAUACCACCACAUGAACCAACACCACCACAAUCACCUGUUCAUCAAUCACCACCAAGACAACCUACUCCUCCACAACAAUCCUCAUCACCUAAACAACCAACACCUCCAAGACAACUAUCACCUAUUCAUCAAACACCACCACCACAACAAACUAUAUUCACUUCACAAGAUCUGUUUGGUACACCUCCACUCACUCAAAUGCAACCUGGUUCUUCUAGCAGAGGUCUUUGUACUCCACAGGAUAAUCUUUUAGAUAUUGGUGAUUUCGGCUUUGCAAAUAAUGAACAAAUGUUGAAAUUGGAGAAAAAGAUGGAUGAAAUGAUAGUGGAAAACAAGAAGCUUGUUGCUGAAAACAAGAAAGUGUCUGAUAGAGAAAGACUUCUUGAAAUUCGUGUGAAGAAGUUAGAGGAUGAAAAUCAAGUGUUGGUGAAAAAGAUUGAUGCUGAUCAAUCUGAAAUUGAUAUAUUGAAAGUACGCGUUGCGGAGCUUGAAGAAGAAAAGUCUAGAAAAGAUAAUCAGAAUGAAUACUUCAAGCUAAAGAAUAAAGAACUGGAAGCAGCUAAAAAGGCAAGAGAUCAUGAGUUCUACAUGCUAAACAAAGUCGUUGAAAGUAUGCUUGGAACGUCUAUAGAAGAAAAGUUUGAAGAGCUGCAAGUUGAUGAAAUCAGGGCUCAACGUCAAGCAGAAAUAGAGAAACAGAUGCAAGAUAAAGGUAAGGGUAUUGAAGGAAGUUCAGCUGUGACUGAAAGAUCUAUAGUACCUUCUAUGGUCACUGAGAAUCCCGAGCCGAUAUCAGCUAUUUUUGGGUUGUUUGAAGAUGAAACUCACCUUGCUGAGUUAGAGGGAUCUAUUAGUGAUGAUGAUGAUGGAGAAGAGGAGGAAGAAGAGAAAGAGGAUAAAGAUGAAAAAGUAUUUUCUGCUAGCAGUCACAGUUCUGAUAAUGAUGAUGAUGAUGAUGAUGAUGAUGCAGGUGGUACUGGUUUAAGAGUUACUGAAGGUUCUUCUGAACAAGAUGUUGAUAAUCUGAUGAAUGACACGAUAAAUGAAGAGUCAGGAGAAGCUAGUGGAAAGGGGGAGUCUAGUAACUCUCAGAUCGUUGAACAUUCUGAAAAGUUAUUCUUGAGUUUAGAUGUUUAUAGAGAAAUGUUGCAAGAUGUGAAUCCGGAGAUCAAGUUUGAUUUUGAAGAAGAGUUGGAGUCUUUUGAUAUCAAUCAACAGCCUGAAUACACGUAUAAGUAUGUUGAAGAGGCUGAUAAGUAUGAUCGAGUUGAGAUUGAAGAUUGUACGGAUGAUGAAGAUGUAGCUGUAGAUACUUCUAAGUAUCCUACACUCAUGGAAUUCUUUGCUGAAGAAAACAUGUAA